UUUAUUGACUUCCGCCAGAUGUCGCUGUUGUUGCUUCCUAAAGUCAUGGCGGAUUUUUUCUCAAAUUUACAGAUUUUAGCCUGAUUCGUGGGUAGAUUUUAUUACCUAUCUUAACCGGAGUCGAAAUAAUAAUAGCUCGUCCUAUUAGUAAGUGAAGCAUAACGAUACGGGCGUCUAAACUGAUUCUGACAUUGGCCAACAUUCGCCAUCGACUCGGUGAAGACGUCUGACGGAUCUUCUCGAAUUUCGGUGGUUCAGUAAAUAGAUAGAAUUAUUCAAUUUCAGCGUCGCACCGUACGUUAAUUAAUUUAUAACGGCUAUUAUGACGCAAUAGACGUACCUACGAAGAGUUCGGACGCCAUCACAUUAUUUUUACGCUCGAAAUACAGAAAACAGAGCAGUGAUGAGUGAAGGCGCGCCUAUGCUGUACCAUGGAGGGGGUGGGUUCGGAGGGCCGCGCCAGGGCUUCGCGUCAGGAGGGCCUCUGGAGCGAGCGUGCCACUUCCCCGCGCUGGAGCUGCCGCCGGGACCGGCCACACCGCAUCACCCUGAGCGCCCUGCUAAGGACAACACUGCCUUCGGUUACGAGUCAGAUGACUCCAGUUUGUCCAGCAAUGCAUCAGGAUCAAAUAAAAGUGGUGAGAAAGGAGAAAGCGCAUCCAGUGCCUCAGAGCCCAACACGUCGCCGCAAGGUUACGCGGUGCGUGAGUGGCGCGGGCGCGUCCGCCGCGAGCCGCACCGCCCGCGCCGCAUCGCACCCGAGCGCUACCUCAACGCCUCCUACCCCUUCCAGGUCAAGUUCACGCCCGACGACUUGCUUAAUGGAUCCAAAUGGGACAACCUGUCACAGGAGAUCUGGGACAAGUUUGUCAAGUCACAGCAGACAGAGGAGACAUUCCGCAAGAAGAUGAACCUCUGGAGAUACCUCUACGUCACAAUAAAGUCAAUAUUUCCGCGCUACGGGCUGUACGUAGUAGGCUCCACGAUGUCGGGUUUCGCGUUAGACUCGUCGGACAUGGACCUGUGCCUGUACGUGCGCGCACUGGGCGACACCGAGCCGCGGGCGCACGCGCUCCUCCACCUCAACUACAUACUCGCCUACAUCAAGAGCUUCGAUCGCGAUGCCGAGCUGAUCCAGGCAAAGGUCCCGAUCCUAAAGUUCCGCGACGCGCGAGCCGGACUACAAGUGGAUCUGAACUGCAAUAAUGUCGUCGGUAUCAGGAACACCAGUCUGCUCUACUGCUACUCCCGUCUGGACUGGCGUGUACGGCCAUUGGUGGCGGUGACCAAACUGUGGGCACAGGCACACGACAUCAACGACGCGAGGCAUUGUACGCUCUCGUCAUAUUCGCUCACGCUCAUGGUCAUACACUUCCUGCAGUGCGGCACAUCGCCGCCAGUGCUGCCGUGCGUGUGCGUGCGCGGCCCGUGGGAGGUGCGCGCCGCAAGACACAACCGCGCCUCGCUCGCCGAACUCUUCCUGCAGCUGCUGCGGUAUUACGCUACCUUCCCGUACGACAAGAUGGCGGUGUCGGUGCGCGCGGGGCGCUGCGUGCCGGUGUCGGCGUGCCGCGUCGCGCGCAGUCACAAGAACGAUCCGCACCAGUGGAAGCUGCUCUGUGUGGAAGAGCCCUUCGACUUGACGAACACAGCGCGCUCGGUGUACGACCCGGAUACGUUCGCGCGGAUCGUGGAGACGUUCCGCAGCAGCGCCGCGCGCCUCGCCGCCUCGCCGCGCCUCGCCGCAGCCUGGCCGCAGCACCCGCACCCGCACCACCAGUACCAGCCCGAGCGAUGAUGCCCGCCCGACCACCACCACCCA
Cydia strobilella is the source of this 1822-nucleotide messenger RNA. Its product is annotated as poly(A) RNA polymerase gld-2 homolog A-like. The coding region runs from base 404 to 1798 and encodes 464 amino acids. Gene Ontology annotation, molecular function: poly(A) RNA polymerase activity. The transcript has 10 exons. The record is from RefSeq and is a predicted model, not a curated record. NCBI's taxonomy places the organism in Eukaryota, Metazoa, Arthropoda, Insecta, Lepidoptera, Tortricidae.